CCCCCCCCCCCCUCGAGUGACGUCAUCGCUGUCCUUAUAUCGAGAGGCGGCGGCCGCCUGGGCACAAUAGAGCGGCAGCGAUGACACAGAGAGGAGCAAUGGAAACAGACACGGAGCGAGCGGAGCCAGCGUCAGAACAUGGCACCCCCCUGUACCCCUCUGAUGGCGGCUGAGGAUCCCCUGCGUCCCCCCUUGCUCCAUGCCCUUUUCUACCGCCCGGAGCCUGACGAGGACGACGAUGACGAGCAGGGGUGGGACGGGGACAGCCCCGGCACCCCCCCAACGGAUGGGGACCCUCCCAAAAUUGAGGAAUCCCCGAAGGCUGAAGAACCCGUGAGCAGCGAGGACCGCGGCACCAAGAAAGUACGGUUCAAUCUUCAGGUCCAGGUGUUCCUGCUCCAGCCCCCUCCAGACCCUGAUGCCCGCCGAGGUCCUUGGGAGACCAUGGCCCGCGACCGCCUGCGCUUUGCCCGCCGCCGGGCCCUGCUGCGCCCCGUCCUCGACCCCGUCCUGCAGCCUGCCCACCGGGAGCGUGUUUGGGAACGGCUGCAGCGAGGGGAGAGCCUCCGGGACCCCCCGAGGACCCCGCUGCUGGAGGAACCCCCCCAGGAACCCCCAGGCUGAUGGGAAGCCCCGAGACCCCCACUUGUUGAAGAGGAGUACCCCACGGACGGGGAAGGCCCUGAAUGCUCAGGGUGGGGGGGGAGGGUGAUAGGGGCUGACCUCCCCCCCCCCCCUCCUUCCCCCACUGUUAUUUAUUUAUUAUUUAUUUUAUAUGUAUUUAUAUUUUUAUUUAUUAAACCUGUAAAAUAAACUCACUUUUACACCUA
Molecule: messenger RNA, 830 nt
Organism: Numida meleagris (helmeted guineafowl)
Lineage: Eukaryota; Metazoa; Chordata; Aves; Galliformes; Numididae
Gene: PPP1R15A
Product: protein phosphatase 1 regulatory subunit 15A
Exons: 3
Coding region: 139-624 (161 amino acids)
Biological process (GO): response to endoplasmic reticulum stress
Cellular component (GO): endoplasmic reticulum; protein phosphatase type 1 complex
Molecular function (GO): protein phosphatase regulator activity
Source: RefSeq, a predicted model, not a curated record